UUGGUUCGACACAUGGUAUUUUAGGCUACAUUACACAUUUUUUCCAAUUAAUCAAAACUGCAAUAUAAAUAAUACAAUAAAAUAUUUUCCCUUCUCAGAAAACUUAACGGAACUCAAUAGUAGAAAAAAAAUGUUAAUUUAAAAAAUCGGAUUUUAAAAUCUGUAGUUUCGUGAGUGCAUUCGGCGGGUGAGUUGACGACCAAAUCUGGUUAAAUGAUACAAAAAAACAUGCACAGCACACAUAGUUACGCUACAAGUAGACUUCUAUGAUUAAAACGUGAAGACCAUGUUCAGUAUGCAGGCUGCGUUUUUGGCACUGCCUGAAUUUGUAUUUUGGUGAAGCACUGUGUCUUUAAAAGUGCAAGGAUGAGUGUUGUCUGUUACUCUCGAAUCAGAGCCAUGUGACUAGCUCUUGACUAUUCUAUUGGUCAAAGGCACGUGUCUAGGAUACCGGAGUGUAACGUCACUGGGGGCUCGUAUUAAAAAUAAGAACAAAAAUCCGGAGUGAAAGUAUUUCAGGAGCAGUUAGGAGCCCCACUUCUCUGUCCUCAGAGUAGCCACUGACGUCCCGAUAGUUGUAUUGGGCAGAAAACAAAUAGCACCAAACUGGCAAGUUACGGUUCAUCAACCUUAAACAGAGAACAUUCCGUGAUUGGAAGGCGUAACUAUGUUUUUUCCUUUGUGUCCACGGUGCGCAAAGGCUUUUUCUUGUCGCUAAAGCUCACUGACAGAUUUUCUUGCUCAGUUUUGAAAUUUUCCUGAAGUGAACAAAGUGGACGGAGUCGCCCGUGGAGUGGGGUGCGACUGCCUGAGUGCGGGAGAGCGAUAAAGGGUUAAGGACGGAAAGUGGAAAGUGUGUCUCAGCAUGGAUGAGAAUGAGCAGAGCGCAAGAGACGCGGAGCAGCGAGGAGCGGCGGAUGAGUCCAACAGUGCCAUACGACCCCUUCUGCAAGCUCCAGGGAACCUGCAGCUCCCGCACCGCAUCACAAACUUCUUCAUCGACAACAUCCUGCGACCGGACUUUGGCCGCAAGAAAGAAGCGAACAUCACGCGCGAUGAGGGCAAUCUCGGCGCGCGAGAGAAUCACAACCCUACGGGUCCUAGCACGGGACAGGUGGGAAGUACUGUGCCAGCAGAGGGGACUUCCACAACACACACGAGCAGCGGAGGAAAGAAGGCAGAGAUAGAGAGCGAAGAGCCCCUGAAGACCCGCGGGGAGAAUGUGGAUCAGUGCCUGGGUUCAGAAUCGGAUAGUUCACAGUCCAAUUCAAGCGGUCAACUUAGCCAGCCUAUGCUCUGGCCCGCUUGGGUUUACUGCACACGAUACUCGGACAGACCGUCGUCAGGUAGUCCUAGAUCUCGCAAACCAAAGAAGAAAAACGCAAAUAAAGAGGACAAACGACCACGCACGGCCUUCACGGCGGAGCAGCUUCAGAGACUCAAGGCCGAGUUCCAGACCAACCGCUACCUGACCGAGCAGCGACGACAGAGUCUGGCGCAGGAGCUGGGACUCAACGAAUCCCAGAUCAAAAUCUGGUUCCAGAAUAAGCGGGCCAAAAUCAAAAAAGCCAGCGGUAGCAAGAACACUCUGGCAUUGCACCUGAUGGCGCAGGGACUGUACAACCAUAGCACCACGUCAAAAGAAGACAAAUCAGACAGUGACUGAGAUAGAA
Onychostoma macrolepis is the source of this 1673-nucleotide messenger RNA. RefSeq names its product engrailed homeobox 2a (gene en2a). The record is from RefSeq and is a predicted model, not a curated record. Gene Ontology annotation, cellular component: nucleus. The coding region runs from base 866 to 1666 and encodes 266 amino acids. Gene Ontology annotation, biological process: multicellular organism development; neuron differentiation; regulation of transcription by RNA polymerase II. The transcript is spliced from 2 exons. Gene Ontology annotation, molecular function: RNA polymerase II cis-regulatory region sequence-specific DNA binding; DNA-binding transcription factor activity, RNA polymerase II-specific. NCBI's taxonomy places the organism in Eukaryota, Metazoa, Chordata, Actinopteri, Cypriniformes, Cyprinidae.